AUGGGUUACACUGAUCUGGACAAGUUGGCCAUUAACACCAUCCGUGUUCUCGCGGUUGAUGCCACCUCCAAGGCUAACUCCGGUCACCCCGGUGCCCCUAUGGGUAUGGCCCCUGUGGCUCACGUUCUGUUCAACAACUUCAUGAACUUCAACCCCAAGAACCCUGACUGGGCUAACCGUGAUCGUUUCGUUCUCUCCAACGGCCACGGUUGCAUGCUCCAGUAUGCUCUGCUGCACCUUUUCGGCUACAAGCUCACUCUUGAUGACUUGAAGAACUUCCGUCAACUUGACAGCAUCACACCCGGUCACCCCGAGGCUCACGAUACCCCCGGUAUUGAGGUCACCACUGGUCCUCUGGGUCAAGGUUUCUCUAACGCCGUCGGUCUGGCCAUUGCCCAGGCUCACUCCGGUGGUGUCUUCAACAAGCCCGGCUUCGAGCUGUUCAACAACUACACCUACACCUUCUUCGGUGAUGGCUGUGCUAUGGAGGGUAUUGCCAGUGAGGCUGCCUCCAUGGCUGGUCACUUGAAGCUUGGCAACCUGAUUGCCAUCUACGACGACAACCACAUUUCCAUCGAUGGUGACACCAAGUGUGCCUUCACUGAGGACGUUAUGAAGCGUUUCGAGUCAUACGGCUGGCACACCGAGUGGGUCAAGGACGGUGACAACGACCUUGCCGCUAUUGACGCUGCUAUCCGCAAGUGUCAGGCUGUCACUGACAAGCCCUCCGUCAUCAAGCUGACCACCACCAUUGGUUUCGGCUCCAAGCUGGCUGGUACCGGCGGUGUCCACGGAAACCCUCUUAAGGCUGACGAUGCUCAGCAAGUCAAGGCUCAGUUCGGCUUCAACCCCGAGGAGAGCUUCGCCGUUCCCCAGCAGGUCUACGACCUCUACAACAAGCACGCCGCUGACGGUGCUGCUAAGGAGCAGGAGUGGAACCAGCUCUUCCAGAAGUACCAGCAGGAGUUCCCCACUGAGGGUGCUGACCUGGCCCGCCGUCUCUCUGGCAAGCUGCCUGAGGGCUGGGAGAAGAGCCUCCCCACCUACAAGUCUACCGACGCUGCCGUCGCCUCCCGUAAGCUGUCCGAGGCCGUCCUGGAGAAGAUCCACGAUGUCAUUCCCGAGCUUCUGUCCGGUUCCGCCGAUCUGACUGGCUCCAACAACACCCGCUGGAAGAAUGCUGUCGACUUCCAGCCUCCUCAGUACGGUAUUGGUGAGUGGUCCGGCCGCUACCUCCGCUACGGUGUCCGUGAGCACGCCAUGGCUGCUGUUAUGAACGGUCUGGCCGCUUACGGUACCGUCAUCCCCGCUGGUGGUACUUUCCUGAACUUCGUUUCUUACGCCGCCGGUGCCCUGCGUCUGUCCGCCCUGUCCCGCGUCCGUGUCAUCCACAUCGCUACCCACGACUCCAUUGGUCUGGGUGAGGACGGUCCUACUCACCAGCCUAUUGAGACUCUGGCUCACUUCCGUGCUCUGCCUAACUGCAUGGUCUGGCGUCCUGCUGACGGUAACGAGACCAGCGCUGCCUACUACUCUGCUCUCACUGCCAAGCACACCCCCUCCAUCCUGGCUCUGACCCGCCAGAACCUUCCCCAGCUGGAGAACUCCACCAUCGAGCGCGCUCUCAAGGGCGCCUACGUUGCCGUUGAGAACCCCAACGCCGCUGUCACCAUCAUCUCCACUGGUUCCGAGGUCGGCAUCUGUAUCGAUGCUGCUACCUACCUCCAGGAGAAGCACGGCAUUGCUGCUCGCAUUGUCUCCGUUCCUUGCUUCGAGGUCUUCGAUGCUCAGACCAAGGACUACCGCCUGUCCGUUCUCCCCGACGGCAUCCCCGUUCUGUCCGUCGAGGCCCUUACCACCAUGGGCUGGGAGCGUUACGCUCACGAGCAGUUCGGUCUUAACCGCUUCGGCGCCUCCGGCCCCUACAAGGAGGUUUACGCCAAAUUCGAGUUCACCCCCGAGGGCAUCAGCAAGCGCGCUAUUGCCACCAUCGACUUCUACAAGGGCCACACUGUCCGCUCCCCUGUCAACCGUGCCUUCCAGCAAAUCCUGUAA
Penicillium angulare is the source of this 2055-nucleotide messenger RNA. It is a transcript of the gene tktA, whose product is annotated as transketolase tktA. The coding region runs from base 1 to 2055 and encodes 684 amino acids. Gene Ontology annotation, cellular component: cytosol. Gene Ontology annotation, molecular function: transketolase activity. The transcript has 6 exons. The record is from RefSeq and is a predicted model, not a curated record. NCBI's taxonomy places the organism in Eukaryota, Fungi, Ascomycota, Eurotiomycetes, Eurotiales, Aspergillaceae. Gene Ontology annotation, biological process: pentose-phosphate shunt.